AUGAGUUUCCGAGGGUUCCAGAAGAGCCUCACCCGGGCGCCGCAACAAUUCAAGGCCAAGUUCAACAUUGGUGAACAUACCAAGGACGCCGUCUACAUCGACGCGGAACGACGAUUCCAAGAACUCGAGACCGAGACCAAGAAGCUCCACGAUGAGAGCAAAAAAUACUUCGAAGCCAUCAAUGGCAUGCUCAACCACCAGAUCGAAUUCUCCAAAGCGAUGACCGAGGUGUACAAACCUAUCAGCGGCCGCGCAUCCGAUCCGGACUCAUUCAAGCCCGAGGGCAACCCGGAGGGCAUCCGAGCUUGCGAGGAGUACGAGGCUGUCGUCAAGGACCUGCAGGAGACAUUAGCACCCGAGUUGGAAAUGAUCGAUAGUAGGGUAAUUCGGCCAGCCAACGAGCUGCUCGAUGUCAUCAAGAUCAUCCGGAAGACGGCAACGAAACGCGACCACAAGCAACUCGAUUUCGAUCGUCACAAUGCGACCCUCAAGAAACUGCAAGACAAGAAGGAGAAGACGCUGAAGGACGAGAAGGCCAUGUACAAGGCAGAGGCCGACGUCGAGCAGGCAACGCAAGACUUCAACUACUUCAACGAUCUGUUGAAAGACGAGCUUCCCAAGCUCUUCGCUCUGGAGCGCCAGUUCAUCCAGCCGCUCUUUCAGUCCUUCUACUACAUGCAGCUCAACAUCUUCUACACGCUGCACGAGAAGAUGCAGCACUGCGACAUUGGCUACUUUGACCUGACUCUCGAUGUCGAGGAGGCAUUUAUGAAGAAGCGGGGUGAUAUCCAAGAGCAGGCCGAGAAGCUCAGCAUUGUCAAAUUCAAGACGACUGGCGGCAAGCGACCGGGGACGGUCUCAAAGUACGGUCGGCCCGCGAUAGAAGGCAAGACCCAGUCAACUAUCACGGCUGGGUCCGCGUCAUCAACCCCCAGGAUAGGCUACCAUCCAACCUCCGAGACCGAUAACCCUCCGCCGCCCUACUCUCCCGGCAACGCCGCAUCGCCGCCCCUCGGCAAGACCGCGACCCCGGGACUCGCCAUGGCGGCCGCUGCCAAGUCGAAACCCCCGCCGCCGAAGCCGAAGCCUGGCCGCCUGAGCGGCGCACCUGUGGCCGAGACGGUGACUGCCCUGUACGAAUACGCAGCCACACAGGAGGGCGACCUCAGCUUCCAGGCGGGAGACGUCAUCGAGAUCAUCACCAGGACACAGAACGCAAACGAGUGGUGGACGGGAAGGUUGAAAGGAAAGCAAGGCCAGUUCCCAGCACAGCGCAUUGGUUUGGAUUAG
Molecule: messenger RNA, 1290 nt
Organism: Thyridium curvatum
Lineage: Eukaryota; Fungi; Ascomycota; Sordariomycetes; Thyridiales; Thyridiaceae
Exons: 3
Coding region: 1-1290 (429 amino acids)
Biological process (GO): endocytosis; plasma membrane tubulation; actin cortical patch localization
Cellular component (GO): actin cortical patch; mating projection tip; medial cortex
Molecular function (GO): lipid binding; protein binding
Source: RefSeq, a predicted model, not a curated record